AUGGACAAAUAUACAUUAAAUCAAACAUUUUCAUUUGAUUUACAAAUUGCCAGUUUUGACAUCCACCCCUCAGCUGAAUACCCUAUUUUCAUUAUAGGCCUUUUGGUUUACUUAUUUUCUGUCCUCUCAAAUGUGAUGAUCCUGGUGCUGAUAGUUACUCAGAGAAGUCUCCACAGACCGAUGUUUUACAUCCUCUUCAGCCUGCCAUUGAAUGACCUCAUUGGAAUUACUGCAAUGCUUCCCCGUGUGCUUGUGGACAUUGUGAUAAAGAAAAACACUGUAUAUUACCCACUCUGUGUCUUUCAGGGUUUUUUGCUCCAUAUGUUUGGUGGUGGCACCCUAUUUGUAUUGGCAGCAAUGGCAUUUGAUCGAUAUAUUGCUAUAUGCAAGCCACUGAGAUACCAUUCCAUCAUGACACCUCUAACUGUUGCUGGGAUAUUGUCAUUGGCAUGGGGGUUAGACUUGGCCAUGAUUUUGGUUCUGUUUAUCCUUCAGGCUAGACUGCGUAGAUGCAGAACUUUGAUAAUGAAUGUAUACUGUAGCAAUUUUUCUUUGCUAAACCUGUCCUGUGGAGAAGACAUAACAGUCAAUAAUGUUUAUGGAUUAGCAAUAACAGCAUUAAUGCAUAUCAUCACUAUAACAGUACAGCUAUUCUCAUAUAUCCAAAUCUUAUUGACAUGUGUCUUUAACAAACAAUCAGAUGCCAAAACAAAAGCUGUGAACACCUGCUUAGCACAGAUAAUAGUGUUUCUGAUUUUUGAGUUUGUUAGUUUGUUCACAAUACUGUCCUACCGGUUUCCAAAUAUAUCCACAAAUGCCAGAAUGGUCUGUGGGAUGAUGAUUUUUCUGAUUCUGCCUGUUUUCAAUCCCAUUAUUUAUGGAGUGAAAACUAAGGAUAUUAGAAUAGCAUUCUCUCAGGUAGUUAAGAAAAGAAGGCUUUGA
Alosa sapidissima (American shad) is the source of this 942-nucleotide messenger RNA. RefSeq names its product olfactory receptor 52B2-like. NCBI's taxonomy places the organism in Eukaryota, Metazoa, Chordata, Actinopteri, Clupeiformes, Clupeidae. The coding region runs from base 1 to 942 and encodes 313 amino acids. The record is from RefSeq and is a predicted model, not a curated record. The transcript has a single exon. Gene Ontology annotation, biological process: G protein-coupled receptor signaling pathway. Gene Ontology annotation, molecular function: olfactory receptor activity; G protein-coupled receptor activity. Gene Ontology annotation, cellular component: membrane.